This is a messenger RNA of Prosopis cineraria, 493 nucleotides long. RefSeq names its product probable leucine-rich repeat receptor-like protein kinase At5g63930. Lineage: Eukaryota; Viridiplantae; Streptophyta; Magnoliopsida; Fabales; Fabaceae. Gene Ontology annotation, molecular function: protein binding. The annotation marks the transcript as partial. The record is from RefSeq and is a predicted model, not a curated record. The transcript has a single exon.
AUGUGUGAUGCUCAACAUGAGAGAGUAAUAGCCUUGAAUCUUGGGGAGAUGGGUCUCAAGGGAACUUUGCCCUCAAAAAUUGGGAAUUUGUCUUUUUUGGUUGAACUUGACCUUCAUAGUAAUAACCUUUAUGGUGACUUGCCAAAAGAGUUGAUCCAAUUACAGAAGCUACAAAUUCUCAACUUGAGCUACAAUGAAUUCAAUGGAGAAAUUCCAACUUGGAUUGGAAGCUUAUUUAUGCUUCAGCACUUCCAUCUUCGUAAUAAUAGUUUUGGAGGUGUUAUUCCUAAAAGCAUAUCCAAUUUGUCAAAGUUAGAGACCUUGAACUGGAAUGAUAACUUUGUUGAAGGAUUCAUUCCAUUUGAAAUUGGAAAGCUUCAAUGUUUGAAGAUUUUACAAAUUGCAGUAAACAAGCUUUCAGGAAGAAUACCUCCAACUAUUUCUAACUUAUCCUCACUUGAGAAGUUGUCUUUGCCUUACAACUUCUUAACAG